Neomonachus schauinslandi (Hawaiian monk seal) is the source of this 739-nucleotide messenger RNA. It is a transcript of the gene PHETA1, whose product is annotated as PH domain containing endocytic trafficking adaptor 1. The record is from RefSeq and is a predicted model, not a curated record. The transcript is spliced from 3 exons. The coding region runs from base 44 to 685 and encodes 213 amino acids. Gene Ontology annotation, cellular component: early endosome; trans-Golgi network; recycling endosome. Gene Ontology annotation, biological process: retrograde transport, endosome to Golgi; endosome organization; receptor recycling. NCBI's taxonomy places the organism in Eukaryota, Metazoa, Chordata, Mammalia, Carnivora, Phocidae.
CAGGGAGGCAAGCAGUGGCCUGCAAGGCCCCGGCGCGGCCGCCAUGAAGCUGAACGAGCGCAGCCUGGCCUUCUACGCCACGUGCGAUGCCCCGGUGGACAACGCGGGCUUCCUGUACAAGAAGGGCGGCCGGCACGCGGCCUACCACCGCCGCUGGUUCGUGCUGCGCGGCAACAUGCUCUUCUACUUCGAGGAGCCGGCCAGCCGCGAGCCCGUGGGCGUCAUCAUCCUGGAGGGCUGCACCGUGGAGCUGGUGGAGGCCGCCGAGGAGUUCGCCUUCGCCGUGCGCUUCGCGGGGGCCCGGGCGCGCACCUACGUGCUGGCCGCCGAGAGCCAGGCCGCCAUGGAGGGCUGGGUGAAGGCCCUGUCGCGGGCCAGCUUCGACUACCUGCGGCUCGUGGUGCGCGAGCUGGAGCAGCAGCUGGCCGCCAUGCGGGCCGGGGACUGCCCGCCGCCGCCGCGCCGGCCCCGCGCGCUCCCGCCCAAGGAGAACGGCUGCGCCGUGUGGAGCGCCGAGGCCGGCCCGCGGCCCGGCCCGGCGCCGCCGCCCCUGCCUCCCCGGCGGCGGGCCUGGACCCCCAAUGGGCCUCCGCACGCCGGCUCCUUUGCCCGGCUGCACGAGUGGUAUGGGCAGGAGGUGAGGGCGCUGAGGAGCCAGUGGCUCGGGAGCCGGGCCCAGCCCUGAAGAGCUGAGCGGGGCGGGCCAGCCCUGAGCUCGCCCCGGGGGGCCCUGGUUCUG